Messenger RNA from Struthio camelus australis, 5765 nucleotides. Lineage: Eukaryota; Metazoa; Chordata; Aves; Struthioniformes; Struthionidae. The record is from RefSeq and is a predicted model, not a curated record.
AUGGAGAAAGGGAAUUGGGAUUUUCUUCCACGGGGAUCCGGAAUUGUAACAAGACGACCAUUAGUCUUGCAACUUGUCACUGCCAAAACAGAGUAUGCUGAAUUUCUACACUGCAAAGGGAGGAAAUUUACUGAUUUUGAUGAAGUUCGUCAGGAAAUUGAAGUAGAAACAGAUAGAAUAACCGGAGUGAACAAAGGCAUUUCUUCAAUUCCUAUUAAUUUAAGAAUAUACUCCCCACAUGUAUUGAGCCUGACUCUUAUUGACUUGCCGGGAAUCACUAAAGUGCCAGUAGGGGAUCAACCUCCAGAUAUUGAGCAACAAAUCAGAGACAUGAUAAUGCAGUUCAUCUCUCGGGAGAACUGCCUGAUAUUGGCUGUGACUCCAGCUAACACUGAUCUGGCCAACUCGGAUGCACUGAAGUUAGCUAAAGAAGUGGACCCUCAAGGCCUUAGGACCAUUGGUGUGAUCACAAAAUUGGAUCUGAUGGAUGAAGGAACAGAUGCAAGAGAAAUUCUAGAAAACAAACUGCUCCCUCUUCGUAGAGGUUAUAUUGGUGUUGUAAACAGAAGCCAGAAGGACAUUGAUGGGAAGAAGGAUAUCAAGGCAGCUCUCCUAGCAGAGAGGAAAUUCUUUCUUUCCCACCCAGCAUACAGGCACAUGGCAGAUCGGAUGGGAACACCGUAUCUCCAAAAAGUUCUAAACCAGCAACUUACCAAUCAUAUUCGGGAUACCCUGCCAGGCUUCAGGAGCAAACUCCAGAGCCAGCUGCUUUCUAUAGAACAUGAAGUAGAGGUGUACAAAAACUUCAGACCAGAAGAUCCAACCAGAAAAACUAAAGCCCUGCUGCAGAUGGUCCAACAGUUUUCAGUGGACUUUGAAAAAAGAAUCGAAGGAUCAGGAGAUCAGGUUGACACAUUAGAACUUUCGGGAGGUGCGAAAAUCAAUCGUAUUUUCCAUGAGCGUUUUCCAUUUGAACUAGUGAAGAUGGAAUUCAAUGAGAAAGAACUGCGGAGAGAAAUAAGUUAUGCAAUCAAGAACAUACAUGGUAUCAGAACAGGUUUGUUUACUCCAGACAUGGCUUUUGAGGCUAUUGUUAAAAAACAGAUAGUGAAGCUGAAAGGACCUUGCUUAAAAAGUGUGGAUCUGGUGAUGCAAGAGUUAAUCAACACUGUCAAGAAGUGCACUAAAAAGUUGGCAACAUAUCCAAGGCUGUGUGAGGAAACGGAAAGAAUUGUUGCUGGCUACAUUCGUGAAAGAGAAGAGAAGACCAAGGAUCAGGUACUGCUGUUGAUUGAUAUCCAGGUAUCUUACAUCAACACCAACCAUGAAGACUUCAUUGGCUUUGCAAAUGCCCAGCAAAGAAGCAGUCAGGUUAACAAAAGUGCAGUGGGAAAUCAGGGAACCAAUCUACCGCCUUCAAGGCAAAUUGUCAUCCGGAAAGGCUGGCUGACCAUCAACAAUAUUGGAAUCAUGAAAGGAGGAUCCAAAGAAUACUGGUUUGUUCUGACCGCAGAAAGCUUGUCCUGGUAUAAAGAUGAUGAGGAAAAAGAGAAGAAGUAUAUGCUUCCUUUGGACAACUUGAAAGUGCGGGAUGUUGAAAAGAGCUUCAUGUCUAGCAAACAUAUCUUUGCCUUAUUUAACACGGAACAGAGGAAUGUUUACAAGGAUUACCGUUUCCUUGAGCUAGCCUGUGACUCCCAAGAGGAGGUGGAUAGCUGGAAGGCAUCUCUGCUACGAGCCGGUGUCUAUCCUGAUAAAUCUUCAGGGAACAACAGAACUGAAAAUGAUGAGAAUGGCCAAGCAGACAAUUUUUCAAUGGACCCUCAAUUGGAGAGACAGGUGGAGACAAUUCGCAAUCUUGUGGACUCCUACAUGUCUAUUAUUAACAAGUGUAUCCGAGAUUUGAUACCAAAAACCAUCAUGCACCUUAUGAUCAAUAACGUAAAAGAAUUUAUUAAUGCAGAGCUCCUUGCUCACUUAUAUUCUUCUGAGGACCAAAACACACUAAUGGAGGAGUCAGCUGAACAGGCACAGAGGCGAGAUGAAAUGCUACGGAUGUACCAAGCCCUUAAGGAAGCUCUAGCAAUCAUUGGCGAUAUUAGCACUAGCACUGUGUCAACCCCUGCACCCCCUCCUGUAGAUGAUUCUUGGCUUCAGCAAGCCCGCAGAUCACCUCCUCCAAGUCCCUCAACUCAGAGGAGGCCUACAUUAAAUAAUCCCCCAACCAGACCUUUAUCUGGCCGAGGACCUGCUCCUGCGAUCCCAUCUCCAGGCCCUCAGGCGGGGGCACCCCCAGUCCCGUUCCGCCCAGGACCGUUGCCUCCGUUUCCGAGCGGUGGUGAAGCUCUUGGAGGACCUCCCCAGGUUCCCUCUCGGCCGACCCGGGCUCCUCCCAGUGUCCCCAGUCGAAGACCACCCCCUUCACCUACUCGGCCCACUGUAAUUCGUCCGUUAGAUUCGUCCCUGUUAGACUAAACGAAGUUUCUGGCAUGCCAUUCAUUGUUAACCAAAUAUGUGGAAGCAAAUUGCUUGAUAACUGUCGCAAUAACCAAUGUAUAGUCGCAUGUAUGGACAUCUAUAGGCAAGUAACCAAUUUUACUGAUAUGCUCUCUGUCCAUUCUGCAUUGCUUAUGAGGUCUUAAAUGUUUUGGGAAGGUCUGUGCUACCUUGACUUUUCCUUGUGCCGUAGCUGAUGUUAGCUAACUUACUGACAUACGUAUUCACCCAGACAGCUGUGCUCACAAUCCUAUACAGUUACAUGAGGGCUUGACUUUGUGUGUGUGUGCACGUUUUGACCGAGUCUGCUGUUUUUUUUCUUUUAUCUGAAUAGCAUCUUGCUUUUAUAUGUAGCUUUCAGGUUUGUAAGGCAUUUCGUUUAAAGGAAAGUUUUCUGUCAUUUGGAAUUAGAGGGUUAUGCCCGUUUUCUUCUUUCAUGGCUAAACUGGGCUGAGAAAAGCAAUGUUGUUUCUUAUGCAAGCUCUUUGUGGGCCCAACACUUCCAUGUCUCUUGCAAGCCUGCUGGAUGGCUGCUUUUCCUACAGUUUCUCCUCAUCAGAAGCCUAGUUUAUAAAGAAUAUUGUUAAACAAGAAGGGUGCGUAUGGUACAAUGAGCGUUUUACAACAUCCUUCUUUCCACAUGGGUGACUGACAUCCGAAGUUGAUUUGGUGAUCAGCAAGGAGCAGGCUGCGGCUUGGACUGGGUAGUGCUCUGUAGAAAUAGAAGUUCAGAAGUCCCAGCAGAUAACUUGGAAGUCUCAGCGUGGAGCUGCUGCACCCUGCGACAAGGACGUGAGAAAGGCAGUUUGAAGGGCUGGUACAUGACAGGCCAGCAUGUGCCAGCUUGCUUUGUCCUCUGAUAGCACUCACUCACAUUAGUACCCCCACUGAACUCAUUGGAAGCACUAUGUGUGUGGGUGGGUGGGUAAUACGUAUGAAGAUACCGCCUGGCAGGAUCCAGAGAGCUGAGGACUGCGUUUGGUCAUUUUGUGAAACACAAGAGUACAUAACGUGUAUGCACAGCUGUAAUAGGCUACUACUCCUCUGGCCACUGUGUGAGCCAGUUGACAGAGCUAUGGCCUAGCUAUGGCAUUUGAGCGUUCCAAGGAUCCAGUUUGGAUUUAAGGUAUUGGCUCAAGCCCGUCAAUGAAGUUCCACUUUAUAAAGAUUUUCUAUUUGCAUCUCUCAAAGUCCCGCACGCCUCAGAUUGGCAGUCCCUUUAUCCAAAUAGGUACUGAGAAGCACUCAGCUGUGCAUGCUGGCAAUGUAUUGUUUUAGCAGAUGUUCACUUUCCGAGGUCCUCUCUGCCUGUUGUUUUACAAACUGUAUAUUAGUGCAUCGUAAAAAAAAUUCUUAACUUAAAUCUUAACUGUAUCACUUAAUUUUAAACACUUAGGGUUGAUGUCAUCCUUAUGGCUUAAAAUUUAAGUCAAUAGAAUUAUACUAGAGAUUAAUUUGGCCUUGUGUCUUCAGAAAAUAUUAAUUGUUGUUAUUACAAUUACAGUUUCAGAUCCCUAGGCAAAGCAGUUGGCGGUUUCAAAGGCCACCAGUAUAACCAAUCUAAUAAAUUUAUUCUGGGAGACUGCAUGUAGGGCUACAGUAUGUUGCAUCUCUGUGGUUAGGAAGAAUCCAGUCAAAGAGCCACAACUAGCGGAGAUUUUUCCCUGUUAAAUAGUCUCAGGCUGCUGAUUAAAUAACAGUUAUGUCUGUUCACCACUGAAGCAAAUGAUGUUUCUGCUUGCAUGAGAGAGAUGAGCUUAGGAAAGCACCAUGAUUUGUAUGUUAGCUUAACUUUAAUUUCCUGUCAACCUCAUCCUUAUGGCACACACCUGGGGAGCCUGGAGGUCAGCAUUUGAAGCGCAGUGAAGAUGGAAUUUGUCAGUACAACGGCAUUUUGGUGAUCUCAGUGAAUGGCUGAAAAGGCCAAUGUUUGUCUAGAGAACAGGACCAAAUCUUCAACACCAAGCACGCAGAAUUGCUUACAAGGGAAAAAAGGAUGUAAACCCAACAGCACUUACAUUGGUUUUUACUACAGAAAAGUGAAAAUAUUUUUUGAUGAUUUUUUCUUCUGUUUUCCGCUGUGUAGCACUCUCUUCUGUAACACACAAUGCAUCUAUCAGAUGUGUUUUUGUAAGCAGCCAAAGUAGUCCAUAUUGUUGCCUAGCCAGUAAACCUGUAUAUAGGUUAUCAAAGCUCUCUGUUACUGGACUGACAGCUGUCUUUUGUCAGGAAGCCAUGCUUAGCGCCUCUUCCACCUCAGCCACAGAAAGUUAUCAUUUUAACCCAAAAUCUUAAAAUUCAGUGAUGCUGUAAGGCCAAAGCCUGGCUUCAUCACACCCAAUCUAAGCGCUUCAGUACAGCCUUAGUUUUCCAAGGUCUCCUUUGCUCAGUGGGAGGAGACAGUGCCUCCAGAAGGUGAUUCAGGCUGGUGUGACUGCGUAAGACACCAGGGUAGUAAUGCUGUUAAGUUAGGAGCCUCAAUUAGAUGGCAUAAUUCUUGGUCUGAAAAUGUUUAAUUAGCUCUUCCAUACUUGAGACUCGUUAAUUUACCUUACUCACGGUUUCUGUCAGGCCUAAGGAAAUAGAUAGUUAUCACAACUCAGUGCUGCUCUUAACUCUGCCCCACAAGAAAUUGUAAUGGUAAUCUUGGUUUAUAAAUGAAACUCUGCAGGGUAGAUUUACCAGAAAGAAGAGGAGGGAGUGAGGGGCUUGUAGUCCCACGGUUAACACCGUCUGGUUCUGCACUCAUUUUUGAGGUCGUGGGACACAGUGUGCAGCUGCAGAGCCCUCCCUUCUUCUGCGUCCCCAUUCAGAUCACACCUAAAUCUGGCCCUGCUCCUGAAAUGCAACGCUUUUAGGUGUGUAGGUUAAUUAACCUUGAGCCCAGAUUCAGAGUUUGAUGAUUUUAUAUCUAACUUCUUGCAUAUACACUUUCCUGAAUAAAUCAAUUGCAUAGCAUUUAUCCAGAAAACAACAAUUCUAAGUUCUUCCCCAAGAAAUUGCUACUUCCAGGUGACUAAAUUCUCACCUUCUAACCACGGUCCAUUUCCUCGUGCUGUUCAGUGCCUGGAACGAGUUUGUCUGUCCUGCUCGCUCCGGCAUCUGGCGAGUUUUGUCUCUCCCCAUUCCUUCUUCUCGGAGGAGCAGCCUUGGCAGCAGCUCACUCCAGGCCUGAAAGACAGCAGGAAAAGCUCACUAGUACAUCCCCGUGGACCUGCUAGAGGGAUUGGCUGGCUGAGAAAGGCCACUUCCCCCUCGGUGGACACCCA